CUCUGGUCCGCCUUGAGUCUCGCGAUGUCCUUGGCGGGGGCUUCAGCCGCUCUGUUGUUGCUACUGUUGAUGGCGUUAACGGUCCCGUCAUGCUCCACUUGGCUCGCGCAGGAGAUUUUUGCCACCGACAAUUGCACGAGUAUGCCCGUCGUCGUGCGUCUCUCAGAGUCGACCAAGUGUUCGUUCCGCCAGUGCGCUCCCGUCGAAAUCAACAAUGCUACCAGAUUCAGGAAUUCCGAGUGUAGCAUCACGAACCGGUUCGCGUACGCCCGAGAAAAAUAUGGGGAAUACAACUACAUCGUCGUAGAGGACUACGGAUUUGCCGGGUGCGAAGAUCUACGCUUGACAACGGUUCUACCGGUCUCGGGUGGCUGCUCGGAAUCGCCAGUAAACGGGCAAUAUUCAAUUGUCUCAGCUCUGUUUGCCAAUGGGUCGGCGUUGGUAGCGUUGUAUCCAGAUGAAAACUGUGAGGGAGACACCUAUAUGAGUUUCAUUUUGGACAGUGGUAACAUUUCGAGCGGUGACUGCGUCCAAGAUUACUACAAAUUCUACACGAGCGAUAGCGAGAUGAUUGAGGAAAUCAGUAGCGGAUCAGUCGAUCCAGACGUGGAAAACAGGUCUAGCGAUCAAGAACCAAGCUCACACCUGCAAUUAGUAACCGUAGUAGGCAUCGUUUUAGCUGCAGGUGUGAUGGGGUUUAUGACGGCUGUCUGCUGCUGGAAGCGACGAAUGCCCCACGACAAGCAGAGUACUGAGGACCUUGAUGAUUUUGUGGACUGCGAGCGGUACACGUCUCUGCGAACCAGACAGAAGAGCGCAGCGUUCAGCACAGGUGGCACCAAGAGCUCGUACACAAAGGAAGGGAUUAAAGAGCAGCAUAGUAUCAGCUACUUCUGGGACGACGACGAGAUCGCUGCAGCACGAGUCGACCGUGACAAAAUCGACUUUGAAGGGGUUAUAAGCCAUGGCGGAUACGGACAGGUCAUGUCGGGCUGGUUCAACGGUCAGCACGUCGCAGUCAAGAUGCUGCUACCGGAGAACCGCAAGAGUAUGAAGUAUCUCAACUCAUUUUUGGAGGAAGUGAAGCUCAUGUCUAUGCUAGAACACCCUCGCAUUGUGCAGUUUGUUGGUGUGGCUUGGGACUCGCUGUCCGACAUGUGUCUACUGACCGAGUUCAUGGAGGGGGGCGACCUACGAUCACUUUUAGCAGGUUAUGAAGUUCAGAAGUACCCUGUCGGCUUCAACAUGACCAAAGUGACCAUCGCGCUUCAUAUUGCACACGCACUGACGUAUCUGCACUCACUGGACCCGCCAGUGUUGCAUCGCGACCUUAAGUCGAAGAACAUUCUAUUGAGCGCCACACUGGACGCGCGGCUAUCCGACUUUGGCGAAUCUCGAGAAAAUAUCGACGAAACUAUGACUGCAGGAGUGGGAACGUCGCGCUGGAUGGCCCCGGAAGUGAUGAUGGGGGAGAGAUACGACGACAAGGCCGACGUGUUCUCCAUGGGCGUGGUGCUGUCCGAGCUGGAUCUCCACGCUUUGCCCUAUUCGCACGCCGUGGAGGAUAACAACCCAGGUCGCAAGAUUCCUAGCACAGCGAUUGUGCAUUUGGUGGCGAUGGGGAAGCUCCAGGUUCAGUUCUCUAGUGUCGGACCGAUGGCUGAUCUGGGUUUGUCCUGCGUUGCAGUGAACCCUGACGAUCGGCCGACCGCAGCUGAAGUGCUUUACAAGCUGCAUACUGUUUUGACAACCGAGUAUGAUAGGGGUAGUUGGGAUGAAUAGUGUAAGGGUAACAGUGGAUAACGUAUUGAGUUGGGAGUUCAUGUAUACUGUAAUCGAAGCCCUCUUUGCUUCAAGCACUCGUCAUGUGUCACCAGCCUUCGGUCCACCUUGAAGGGCAGCAAAAAUGAAGUCAAAGUCUCGCUCUUUUCAAGCGCAGGCUUGACAAAAGCACACCGAGAUACUAUCUCAGAUAGGUCAUUGUGGCGGUGACACCACCGUGGUAUUCAUCAAUCUGCUACAUGUACUCUGUUCGCUACGAAAGAGUCGAUUUUCGCGCCUUGCUCCGUACGGCUUCCCGCUGUGUCGGUGCUGUCCGGCUUUUGAUGAUCGAUCG
Molecule: messenger RNA, 2116 nt
Organism: Phytophthora infestans T30-4
Lineage: Eukaryota; Oomycota; Peronosporomycetes; Peronosporales; Peronosporaceae
Product: protein kinase, putative
Exons: 1
Coding region: 25-1782 (585 amino acids)
Biological process (GO): protein phosphorylation
Molecular function (GO): protein kinase activity; ATP binding
Source: RefSeq, a predicted model, not a curated record